Sciurus carolinensis (gray squirrel) is the source of this 2866-nucleotide messenger RNA. It is a transcript of the gene Ccdc102b, whose product is annotated as coiled-coil domain containing 102B. The coding region runs from base 121 to 1380 and encodes 419 amino acids. The record is from RefSeq and is a predicted model, not a curated record. The transcript is spliced from 6 exons. Lineage: Eukaryota; Metazoa; Chordata; Mammalia; Rodentia; Sciuridae.
CCAGGACCCCGGAGCUGCUCAGAUGAGAAAAGGAUGCAGGAAAUUCUGUUGUUUACACAUGUGUCUGCAACUGAGAGGCUAGCGCAGCCCUGCAAGCCCAGAGGGUCUUGAAAAACAAAUAUGAACUUAGAUUCCAUUCAUCGAUUAAUUGAGGAAACCCAAAACUUCCAGAUGCAACAGUCGUCAGUCAAACCACGCUGGGACAGGGAAGCUCCUGCCCCCUGCCCUAGGGACACCUGCGGGUCCUGCUUGCCACCUUGUGGGCUACAGUCUCCUGCAGCCUAUGAGUUUCGUGCUCCUCCGUUCAACACCAACAAAUGGGAUAUUUGUGAAGAACUUCGCCGGCGGGAACUUGAGGAAGUCAAGGCCAGAGCCGCACAGAUGGAAAAGACCAUGCGCUGGUGGUCAGACUGCACAGCCAACUGGAGAGAAAAAUGGAGUAAAGUUCGAGCGGAAAGGAACAGCGCUCGGGAGGAAGGAAGACAACUCAGAAUAAAACUCGAGAUGACCUUGAAGGAGCUGAGCGCCCUGAAAAAGAAGCAAAGUCUGUCACUUCAAAAGGAGGCGACAGAAGCCACAGUAACCCAGGACCUGGAGCUCCCUGCUCCUGAAGAGCUCUACCGCCGUGGAGACCAGUUCCAAACUAGUGCACCCACGUGCGGCUCCAUCAGAGAGUGUGUGGUGAACAGACAGCUUGCCGAGGAGGACACUAAUGGCGAGGAAGAAGGUGUGGUUCUUGAUUCAUUAAGAUUAAAUGAGGAGAUGAAACCCAAUUCAGACUGCACUGAUUUGUUCAGGAAUGGUGGUUUUGGAAGCUGUGCCGUGAAGCCUGGGCUUAGAUUGCCAGCAGGGAACCCACCCCAGAAGAAUGUGGUGACUCAAGUCUCUGCCUGGCAGCUGCCUUUGGGUGACUUCCAAGAAAUCCUGUGGAAGGAGAGAGAGAUGCGUGCUGCUUUGGAAAAGGAGAUAGAACGACUGGAGUCAGCUCUGUCGCUGUGGAAAUGGAAGUAUGAAGAGCUGAGGAACUCGAAGGUAGCCAACGAAGAAGAGUCUGACAUUCUUCAUGGUCAACAUGAAAGUGAAAUGGGAGGAAGAUCAGGAGACAUAAAGGAAGAAUCUACAUCUCAAAACAGCAAGGAUAGAACCAUCUGUGAGUUAAGAGCAGAGCUAGAAAGAUUACAGGGUGAAAAUGCCUUGGAAUGGGACAAGAGAGAGUUACUUGAAACUGAAGAACAAGGACUGGAGAGAGAAAAUACAAGGCUAAAGGUCCAGGUGAAAGAAAUGGAAGCGCUUCUGGACAGGAGGAAGAGAUUAAGUGAAAGCUUUCCAGGUCCUGCUUUCAAGACAUCGUACAAUGAACCACAGGAAAAGAACAAGUAGGGAGCUCCUGGAAGCACGUGUUCCCUCAGUCGCCUGGGCACCCGCUGCUUCACCAGUCCACUCCAAGUCGUAGCUUUCCAUUCCUACCCUCCAAUAAAUGAUGGCUUGUACUUUUUCUCAUUUUGAUAGAAAAUAAUAAUGUUCAAAUGAAACAAUGUGACAAAUUAUGGAUGAAAAUGUUAAUAUGCAACAAAUCUCUGAAUGGUUCCAAGCCUCCAAAUACAAGAAAAAAUUAAAGGAAUAGAAUGUGUUUUAUUUUUUCUAGUUACAGCUAUAUAAUUGAAUUUUAUAAGCUAUUAAUCUUAUCAAAAAUAUGCUUCUCCAAUAAUUUGGAGCAACUAUAUAAUCAUUUGUUCGUAGUUAUGGUAAGUACAUAAAUUUUUAAAUGUAUCUAGGGCUUACUGUUCUCUUUUUUAAAAUAAUACUCAGAACAAUUAUUUUUCAAUCAAAUGCAUCAUUUUGCCAAUUGUUUAUACAGGCAGUAACAUAAAUAUGAAAAACAAGAUUAAAAUCAAAAUUUGACUUAAGAAAAUUUGGAAGAUUUUGAAUAUGUUUUUAUCUUCUAUUUGGUUGACAUAUUUAGUACUGCAGAGGACAGUUUUCUUUUUGAUAAAUAAUUUACAGAUGUUUAAAUGUACUUUCAAUGACAGAAUUAUAGUUAAAAUCUGUGUGGUUUACUAUCAUUUUGCUACUGAACACAUACUACUUGCUUCUGUUUUCUGCCAUUAAGACAUCUGUAGAAUUUUAAUGCAUAAGUCUAUUUUUUCACUCAAAUUCUUUAACAGUUUGAAAAGUGAAUGUGAUUAAGUUCAUGUUUUUGAGUUAUAUAACUAAUUCAUACUCAUACAAACUCUGAGAGCUAAGUGGCCAGAAAAAUUUAAUUCGAUAUAACUGUUCCUAGUUCUUUUAUGAUUUUAGGGAUGUAUUGCAAAUGUAGUAUUAAAUUGCAUUCAUGCUUCAUGACUGGACAAUACAAAUUUUUAAAACCAAAUGUCAUAGUCAGUGAUUGUUAGUUUGUAUUGUACAGACUCAUGAACCAUCUUAAUGGUGUGUAUGAUUCUGAAAUAUAUACAAUUAAUAAAUCUGUACAGAAUAAUUUUGCAUAUUUUUACUUGUAAAAUCACAGCAUUUUAUCAAUUAUAGAAUGUGGUUUGGUGUAGGGAACGUUCCUCAAGCUCAUCUGACAGCAGUCGCUGACACCAUGGUCUAAGUAAGCCAAACAGUCUGGACAGAGAAACUGAGGUAAUGGGAAAGACUCGCCAUGUAAUGAAGGUCUUUGCAGCUGUUGAGGCUGAAUUUGAGCUGAGGGGAGGCCUCAUUCUGCCGUGUAUCCCAGAAAGCUGUGAUGUGAGCUUGCCCACACUGCUUUGCCCCAUGCGUGUGCAGGAGCUUGCCAUUCCCCAGUCCUUUGUUUCAGACCUGUUGCUGGACAGAAUUGCUUAGGCAUGCUUGGUUUGUUUACACUACCUGGACCCUCAAAGUAUAG